AUCACCGCCUUAUUAGCGUGCGGCAUGUGCUAGAAGAUAACAAGCUCCACGUAUAAGGCUAUCGCGGCUCAUCCGGGCUGAGCGACGCCGACCACCACUACAUCGGCGUAACCAUGGCCGGCAUCGCAACCUACGCCAAGAUUGAGUUGGACACAAGCGGUAUUCGUAAUGCAGCAAAGAAUCGUGACGGUCAGAAACGCGGACGGCCAAGGCUAGAGACUGGAACAACUGUUGUCCAGCAACGGCGGGAGCAGAUGCGACAGGCGCAAAAGAGGCAUCAGCUAAAAAAUGAAAGACGAUUGACCGAACUCCAAGAGGAGAAUACACGACUGCGGAAGAUACUAUGCAAUGUGCACGAACUCGUUACUGGUGUUGCAAGUGAGGCUGCACCCGAAAGGGAGCAUGGGUAUAUGCCACAGCUGGCAUUUCUACUCCAAACAAUGACUGCCAGUGGAAUGUUGAAAUCGAAGCGCACUUGCACCCAGGGUGCAUCGGACCAGGCAAUCAUAGAUCUGCUCAGCUCCCGCAAGGCGGAACUGCCACCCCCUGGAGCGAGCAGUCGGCAGAAUGGCACGUAUAUCUGGGGCCUCAAGGUAAGCGACGAGUAAGCUUAACUUGGCUGGUAGAAAUGUUGUCGACAUCAAGUCGCUCUUUUUAGCUCUCUAGUUUCGGCAUCAG
Purpureocillium takamizusanense is the source of this 678-nucleotide messenger RNA. RefSeq lists its product as uncharacterized. NCBI's taxonomy places the organism in Eukaryota, Fungi, Ascomycota, Sordariomycetes, Hypocreales, Ophiocordycipitaceae. The coding region runs from base 114 to 608 and encodes 164 amino acids. The transcript has 2 exons. The record is from RefSeq and is a predicted model, not a curated record.